Messenger RNA from Episyrphus balteatus (marmalade hoverfly), 1447 nucleotides. It is a transcript of the gene RpL4, whose product is annotated as 60S ribosomal protein L4. The transcript is spliced from 4 exons. NCBI's taxonomy places the organism in Eukaryota, Metazoa, Arthropoda, Insecta, Diptera, Syrphidae. Gene Ontology annotation, biological process: translation. Gene Ontology annotation, cellular component: cytosolic large ribosomal subunit; ribosome. Gene Ontology annotation, molecular function: structural constituent of ribosome; RNA binding. The record is from RefSeq and is a predicted model, not a curated record. Bases 137 to 1357 code for a protein of 406 amino acids.
UACACACAAAAAUGUCGGCCAUUUUGAACUUCCGGCAAAAUGCUGUCUUUUUUAGUCCGUCAUUCUUUAAUACAGGACGUAUCUGCAACUGCAGACAAUAAAUUAUUAAAAAUUUGGGGAUAAUUAACCAAAUAAAAUGAGCUUAUCCAACGCCAGACCUUUGGUCUCCGUUUUUUCGGACAAAAACGAACAAAUCAAGGAGAAGAACAUCUGCCUCCCAGCCAUCUUCAAGGCUCCCAUUCGUCCCGAUGUUGUCAAUGAAGUUCAUCAAUUGAUGCGCCGCAACAAGCGUCAAGCUUAUGCUGUUAGUGAACUUGCUGGUCACCAAACAUCUGCUGAAUCAUGGGGUACCGGUCGUGCUGUUGCCCGUAUUCCCCGUGUCCGUGGCGGUGGUACCCAUCGCUCCGGUCAGGGUGCUUUCGGUAACAUGUGUCGUGGUGGUCGUAUGUUCGCUCCCACUAAGACUUUCCGCAGGUGGCACAGGAAGAUCAAUGUGAACCAACGUCGUUAUGCCGUUGUUUCCGCCAUUGCUGCCUCUGGAGUGCCAGCUUUGGUACAAUCCAAGGGACACAUUAUUGAUGGAGUGUCCGAGUUCCCAUUGGUUGUUUCCGAUGAGGUACAGAAGUUGCAGAAGACCAAGCAGGCUGUUGUCUUCUUGAGACGCAUGAAGAUCUGGGCUGACAUCCAAAAGGUGUACAAAUCCCAACGUUUCCGUGCUGGACGUGGUACAAUGCGUGACCGUCGUCGUAUUGCUCGUCGUGGACCUUUGGUCAUCUACUCAAAGGAUGAAGGUCUUCGUAAGGCUUUCCGCAACAUCCCCGGCAUUGAGACAAUGAAUGUUGACAAGAUGAACUUGUUGAAAUUGGCUCCUGGUGGUCAUGUUGGACGUUUUGUCAUCUGGACCGAGUCUGCCUUCCAACGCCUCAACGAAUUGUUCGGCACAUGGAAGACUCCAUCCACCUUGAAGAAGGGAUACAAUUUGCCACAGCCAAAGAUGGCCAAUACCGAUUUGGCUCGUCUGUUAAAAUCCGAGGAGAUCAGGAAGGUGUUGCGUGACCCCAAGAAGAGGGUGUUCCGUCGUGUGCGUCGUCUCAAUCCAUUGACCAACACUCGCCAGCUGAUCAAGUUGAACCCCUACGCUGAGGUUCUUAAGCGUCGUGCUUUGUUGGCUGCUGAGAAGAGGAAGAUCAACCGAGUGUUGUUGAAUGCCAAGCGUCGCAACAUUGAAUUGCCCAAAUCGCAUUUCGCUAAUGUCGCCACUAAAGCUCAAGCUAACCGCGCUAAGAUGUUGUCCAAGGCUUUGGCUGAGAGGAAGAAGAAGUUGGCUGCCAAGAAGAAGGCCGCCCCCAAGAAGUAAAUAAAGUAAACUUACUUCGUUUUACUGAAUUUUUUAUAAUAUUAAACAACAAUUAUGGAUAAUUCAUAAUAUAAAAUUUAAAAAUAUAAA